CAGUGGAUAAAUAGGACCAGGUAGGAGUGAAACCAUUUCCUACAGGGUCCACCUUGGGAUUGCCCACAAAGCCAACUCUGCCAGCGUCAGAUUAAAUCAAAAUGGCCGAGGAUGAGGUUGCUGCUUUGGUUGUGGACAAUGGUUCCGGCAUGUGCAAAGCUGGGUUUGCAGGAGACGAUGCCCCCCGUGCAGUGUUCCCCUCCAUCGUGGGGCGGCCCAGGCAUCAGGGAGUCAUGGUAGGGAUGGGUCAGAAGGACAGCUACGUGGGAGAUGAAGCUCAGAGCAAGAGAGGUAUCCUGACCCUGAAGUAUCCCAUUGAACAUGGCAUUGUUACUAACUGGGACGACAUGGAGAAGAUCUGGCACCACACCUUCUAUAAUGAGUUGAGGGUGGCCCCUGAAGAGCACCCGGUCUUGCUCACCGAAGCUCCUCUGAACCCCAAAGCCAACCGGGAGAAGAUGACGCAGAUCAUGUUUGAGACCUUCAACACGCCAGCUAUGUACGUGGCCAUCCAGGCAGUGCUGUCCCUCUACGCCUCUGGCCGUACCACAGGGAUCGUCAUGGACUCUGGAGAUGGAGUCACUCACAUGGUGCCCAUUUAUGAAGGUUACGCCUUGCCACAUGCCAUUCCACGACAAGACCUGGCUGGCCGUGACCUGACUGAUUACCUCAUGAAGAUCUUGACCGAGAGGGGGUAUAACUUCACCACCACAGCUGAGAGAGAAAUUGUGAGGGACAUCAAGGAGAAGCUCUGCUAUGUUGCCCUGGACUUUGAACAAGAGAUGGCCACGGCUGCAUCCUCCUCCUCCCUGGAGAAGAGCUAUGAGUUACCUGAUGGGCAGGUGAUCACCAUUGGCAAUGAACGCUUCAGGUGUCCAGAAGCCCUCUUCCAACCGUCCUUUCUGGGUAUGGAAUUGCGUGGCAUCCAUGAGGCCACUUACCAUUCCAUCAUGAUGUGUGAUGUGGACAUCCGCAAGGACCUCUAUGCCAACACGGUCCUAUCAGGAGGGACCACCAUGUACCCAGGCAUUGCUGACAGGAUGCAGAAGGAGAUCACAGCCCUGGCACCUGGUACAAUGAAGAUCAAGAUCAUUGCUCCUCCGGAGCGCAAGUAUUCUGUGUGGAUUGGGGGCUCCAUCCUGGCCUCUCUCUCCACCUUCCAGCAGAUGUGGAUCAGCAAGCAAGAGUACGAUGAAUCUGGUCCAUCCAUAGUUCACCGUAAAUGCUUUUAAUGAUCUAAACAACCAUCGUCUUUUGCUCAUUUUGAUUUUAGUUCUGCCUUGUUACAACAUCUUCAACAUUGAUUCAGUUAUUUGAAUAAUUUUAGACUUUCUUUGAAUCAUCUUAUUCUUUAAACAAUAUCUCUUUAUUGUGUUCCUGAAGAUUCUUGAUUCUGUAAAUAAAGAAUCAGGUGGAUCUUUCCACUAUUGGCUCCUGAUUAAUUAUUCUUAGCUUCCUGUUGAAUAUAAAAUAUUGUCUUAUGUAGCCCAAAGGGGUAGUUUUUAAG
This is a messenger RNA of Pogona vitticeps (central bearded dragon), 1507 nucleotides long. Lineage: Eukaryota; Metazoa; Chordata; Lepidosauria; Squamata; Agamidae. The record is from RefSeq and is a predicted model, not a curated record.